Messenger RNA from Laccaria bicolor S238N-H82, 1071 nucleotides. Its product is annotated as cytochrome P450. The coding region runs from base 1 to 1071 and encodes 356 amino acids. NCBI's taxonomy places the organism in Eukaryota, Fungi, Basidiomycota, Agaricomycetes, Agaricales, Hydnangiaceae. Gene Ontology annotation, molecular function: monooxygenase activity; oxidoreductase activity, acting on paired donors, with incorporation or reduction of molecular oxygen; iron ion binding. The record is from RefSeq and is a predicted model, not a curated record. The transcript has 8 exons.
AUGACUCUGGACGUCAUUGGCCUUGCAGGGUUUAAUUACAAGUUUGACGCGCUUAAAGGUGAUGCCAACAAGAACGAGCUCAACGAGGCUUUCUCCACCAUCUUUCGUUCGAGAACACGCAUGAACAUGCUAUUCAUGCUCAGGGGCUUAUUCCCGCCUCUCCGCUUUAUCCGAGCGGAGGGUGAUGCGGAUGCAAAUCGCGCUUCGCGUACCAUGGAUCGCAUUGGGAAAGAGCUCCUCUCAGAGAGUAAGACUGCUCUUGCUCACGGCGAGAAAAUGGAGAAGACUUCAUGGAAGUCUCGCGACUUGCUCAGCCUUUUACUGAGGGCCAAUAUGGCCACUGAUUUGCCGGAGAGCCAACGCAUGACGGACGAGGAUGUAUUGGCUCAGGUUCCAACAUUUUUGGUAGCUGGACACGAAACAACAAGCACAGCGACUACAUGGGCUCUUUACGCCUUGACUCAAGCCCCAGAAGCCCAAUCAAAGCUUCGGGAGGAACUUUUAACUGUUUCUACGGACAACCCAACGAUGGACGAUCUCAACGCGCUUCCAUAUCUUGACGCCGUUGUCCGUGAAACCCUCCGUGUGCACGCUCCAGUGCCAUCCACCAUGCGGAUUGCGAUGAAGGACGAUAUACUUCCUCUCUCAACCCCCUUUACAGAUAAAUACGGCGUCGAACACGACACCCUUCACGUUCGGAAAGGUCAAACUGUACUCAUUCCAAUUUUGCUGUUGAAUAGAUCUAAAAGCAUUUGGGGAGAAGAUUCGUUCGAGUUUAAGCCCGAACGAUGGCAAUCCACUCCUGAAGCCGCAACUCAUAUUCCUGGAGUGUGGGGUAACAUGCUUACAUUCCUUGGCGGACCUCGAGCUUGUAUCGGCUACCGAUUCUCCCUCGUCGAGAUGAAGGCGUUACUAUUCACAUUGAUCCGAGCAUUUGAGUUCGAACUUGCUGUCCCGCCCCAGGAUAUCGCCAAAAAGGCGGGUAUCGUCCAGCGACCAUUGGUUGUGACGGAGCCAAAUGCAGGAAAUCAGAUGCCUUUGCUCGUGAAGCCUUACAAUCAUUCUGGAUAA